AACACCUGGAAUCGUACCGAAAGAACAAGAAUCGAGCGCAAAUAAAUCAAAUAUACUAGCUCGUGAAAUAGAUACUGGAUUAGAUAUUGGAUAUUGGAAUACUGUAGCCUCGAUUUUUGAGUUUCGUUGUGCAGUUUGUAAAACGAGUGUGGAGUGUUCAUAGUCUUAAAGUGCCAGGUGAUUUAUAUUUUUGUGUACGUCUCACAGUGUUGGAAAAACCCGGUUUCACUCUGAAACAUUUGAUAAUUGUACUAGUAUACUAAGAAGUUUCCUCUACCUGAAUAAAGUUCACUGAAUGUCGUCUGUAGAAUUUUGUGAUACAACUGGUACUAAUGGUCUACUAACUCAGAAUGGAUACAAUCAAUUCAAUAUUCUUUGUCCACGAUGUUCCAGUAUUGUCCUUCGUAAGAAUACAGCAAAGCUAACCAAUAAACAACACAAUUUGCCAGUGCUCACUAAGAAAUCGGAACUAUCCAAUUCUCCCAAAGAAUUUCCUACAGAACUAACUGAAGAAUUUUGGUGUGUUAACGAUAUUUACGCAUUUGAAAAUGUUGGAUUUACAAACAGCGUAAGAACAUUUCGUUACCUAACGUGUGCUGAUUGUGAACUUGGACCUUUGGGUUUCCAUGAUACUCAGGAAGGUCCAACGAAUGCAUACUAUAUUGCGCUUACCCGUACCACUACUGAAGCUAAAUCAAGCUAUGAAAAAUAAGUAUUUAAUAAAGCACUAUUUGUAUGAUGCUGUAUCAACACUAUGGCUUGUCUUAGGAAAAAAUUCUAAGUCCU
Schistosoma turkestanicum is the source of this 786-nucleotide messenger RNA. NCBI's taxonomy places the organism in Eukaryota, Metazoa, Platyhelminthes, Trematoda, Strigeidida, Schistosomatidae. The record is from the annotation of a GenBank genome assembly.